AUGCUUGGCAGUCUGCUUUGUCUGCCUGGCUCUGGCUCUUUACUGCUUGACCCAUGCACAGGCUCCACAAUUUCAGAAACUACCAGUGAAGCAUGGAGUGUAGAGGUGCUUCCCAGUGAUUCUGAAGCACCAGACUUGAAGCAGGAAGAGAGACUCCAAGAACUGGAAAGCUGUUCUGGGUUGGGUAGUACAUCAGAUGACACAGAGGUGAGAGAGGUCAGCUCAAGGCCCAGCACCCCAGGACUGAGUGUCGUGUCAGGAAUCAGUGCUACGUCAGAGGACAUACCCAACAAGACUGAAGACGUACGUUCGGAAUGUAGUUCUGACUUUGGAGGAAAGGAUUCAGUAACCAGUCCUGAAGUAGAGGACUGUGUUCAUAGCGUACAUCACAUCACCUCUCCACCAACCCAAACGGAGUCCUUGUUAGCCAUGUUUGACCCAUUGGCUCCAGCAUCUAGUGAAGUUUCAGUGGUGCGGCCCAAAGUCCACUAUGCUCGCCCCUCACAUCCACCUCCAGAUCCCCCCAUUCUGGAAGGAACAACAGGAGGAAAUGAGGCCCGGUUGCCUACAUUUGGUUCCCAUGUUUUUGUUCCCACGGACUCUGAUGCUUAUAGACAGAGACACUCUUGCCCAGAGAGACUGGUGCGUAGCCGCAGCUCAGACAUUUCAACAUCUAUACGACGGCCAAUGAGUGAUCCUGGUUGGGCACGCCGAAUAGGAAAUGAAGAUAGGGAGCUGCCACCUGGUGUAACAGGUCUAGGAGCAACAGGAGCCAUCAAUGCCUCACAGUCAUCAUCAUCCUCGCCAAGCAAGGACUCCUCAAGAGGAGAGCCAGAAGAAAGGAAGGACAGUGAUGAUGAACGCUCAGACCGCAACAAACCAUGGUGGAGGAAGCGCUUUGUGUCUGCAAUGCCGAAAGCUCCUAUCCCAUUCAGGAAAAAGGAAAAACAAGAAAAGGAGAAGGAGGACCUGGGGCCUGACAGAUACUCCAUGCCAGAAGAUGCAGCGUCGAGGCUGGGUCCACAUUCUCAAGCUGCAGAGGACAUUCUCAAUAAGUACAGGAAUGCUAUCAAAAGAACAAGCCCAAAUGAUGGAGCUGCUGUAUCUUACGAGGGAGCAGACGUAGCAGUUGAUGAAGAAAGUCUUCAUGAUUCUCCAAGGGAAGAAGCAUUACAGAACAUGACAUCUGAUGACCUCCCAGAUUCUGCAAGCCAGACAGCUCAUCCUCCUGACUCUGCCUUCUCUUAUAGGGAUGCAAAGAAGAAGUUGAGAUUAGCAUUGUGUUCUGCAGAUUCAGUUGCUUUUCCAAUGCUGUCCCACUCCACACGUAAUGGUCUGCCGGAUCAUACUGACCCCGAAGACAAUGAGAUUGUUUGCUUCCUGAAAGUCCAGCUGGCUGAAGCCAUAAACCUACAGGACAAGAACCUCAUGGCUCAGAUUCAGGAGACCAUGCGCUGCGUAAGCCGCUUUGACAGUCGGACUUGCAGCAAGAUCCUCACAUCUAUUGCAGAGGACUAUAGGAAAAGAGCUUCCUAUAUUGCAUAUUUAACAAGAUGUCGCCAAGGACUACAGAGCACACAGGCUCAUCUAGAAAGACUUCUGCAAAGAGUUUUGCGCGACAAAGAAGUUUCCACUCGAUACUUUACAACUGUUUGUGUUCGUCUGUUACUGGAAAGCAAAGAGAAGAAGAUUCAGGAAUUCAUUCAAGAAUUCCAGAAAUUGACAGCUGCUGAUGACAAAACUGCGCAGGUUGAGGAGUUCCUUCAGUCCCUGUAUGGUGCCAUGGCCCAGGAUGUCAUCUGGCAAAAUGCCAGCGAGGAACAGCUUCAGGAUGCCCAGAUUGCAAUAGAGAGGAGUGUGAUGAAUCGCAUCUUCAAGCUGGCUUUCAACCCCAAUCAGGAUGCAGAUGUUCUUCGUGAUCAGGUUUUACAUGAACACAUUCAAAGGCUGUCUAAGGUCGUGUCUGCCAAUCAUAGAGCUCUUCAGAUCCCUGAGGUUUAUCUGAGGGAAGCUCCUUGGCCUUCUGCUCAAGCUGAGAUACGAACUAUUAGUGCUUAUAAGACCCCAAGGGACAAGGUGCAGUGCAUCCUACGCAUGUGUUCAACAAUUAUGAAUCUUCUCAGCCUUGCCAAUGAAUAUUCCGUCCCAGGAGCUGACGAUUUUGUCCCCGUCCUGGUGUUUGUUCUCAUAAAGGCUAACCCUCCCUGCUUGUUAUCUACUGUGCAAUACAUCAAUAAUUUCUAUUCAAACCGAUUAAGUGGAGAGGAAUCCUACUGGUGGAUGCAGUUCACGGCUGCUGUGGAGUUUAUUAAAACCAUCGACGACCGCAAGUAA
Messenger RNA from Staurois parvus, 2334 nucleotides. The record is from the annotation of a GenBank genome assembly. NCBI's taxonomy places the organism in Eukaryota, Metazoa, Chordata, Amphibia, Anura, Ranidae.